UGCCAUUUCUCUGAAAGUUCACUUCAGAACAGACAGUUCUACCUGCAGUAUCAUUGUCAGAUAUGAAACUCUGCUCCUGGCCAGGGGCCCCUUACGGUUUGGCCAUUCUGGCAUUCCUGUGUAAUUGUGCCACAGCUGUGGAGAGACGCUAUUACAUUGCAGCUGUUAAUAUUAACUGGGACUACACAUCUGCCGGACAGCAAAGGACUGGACCGUCAUAUAAAAAGGUUGUUUACAGGGAGUAUAAUGAGGGAUUCACACAGGCUAAAACACAUCCCUUGUCCUCAGGGUUACUUGGACCGACACUGCGGGGACAAGAGGGCGACACAAUCAUUGUCACGUUCAAGAACAUGGCAGAUCAUCCCUGCAGCCUCCACCCACAUGGCAUUGCUUACGGGAAGCAGUCAGAGGGAUCUUUAUACUUUGACAACACGUCACUCUGUGAGAAAGAAGAUGAUGUAAUUUUACCCGGCAAAGAGCACACAUACCAAUGGGAGGUGACGUCUGAGGUGACCCCUACGGCUGCGGACCCCCCAUGCAUCACCUACACAUACCUUUCCCACUUUGACAUUGUCAAGGACUACAAUACAGGGUUAAUAGGCCCAAUGUUGAUCUGCAAGAAAGGCUCCCUAGACGACUCCGGAAAUCAGCUUCAUUUCCAUCAGGAGGCUGUGCUGUUGUUUGGAGUGUUUGAUGAGAACAAGAGCUGGUACAGCACCGGGGGCCCUGAACAGGCACACAAAGUGAAAUACACUAUAAAUGGCUACACAAAUGGCUCUGUACCAGAUUUGGACAUCUGUGCCCACUCCAAAGUCAGCUGGCACCUGCUGGGAAUGAGCUCUGAGCCAGAGCUCUUCUCUGUACACUUCAAUGGGCAAGCCCUGGUGCAUGAUGGCCACAAAACCUCAUCUGUUGGCAUCAUUAGUGGAACUGCCACCAGUGCCAGUAUGAAUGGUAUCCACCCCGGCCGCUGGCUUAUUUCUUCUCACAUUAGCAGGCACUUGGAAGCUGGUUUGCAUGGAUACUUUAAUAUCAAGACGUGUGAUGAGUACACAGCACCAAAAAGGCGGCUUACCAUCCAACAGAAACAAGAAAGCCAAGUGUGGACCUACUACAUAGCAGCAGAAGAGGUCAUCUGGGAUUAUGCUCCAAAUAUGCCAGAAAACAUGGAUGGGGAUUUCCGUUCAAAAUAUUUAAAGCAGGGGCCUCAGCGAAUAGGUAAAAAAUAUAAAAAAGCAGUAUUUACUCAGUAUAAAGAUGGCACGUUUAAAGAGAGAGCAGAAGAUAAGCAGAGAAAGAAAGAGCUUGGGAUUCUGGGGCCAGUGAUAAGAGCUCAAAUCAGAGAUGUCAUAAAGAUUGUCUUUAAAAACAAAGCAACACGUCCGUACAGUAUCUAUCCUCAUGGACUGACCAUUGAUAAAGCAGCAGAAGGAGCCAGUUAUCCUGCAGAAGGGAACCAGACACAUGGGAUUCAACCAGGUGAGAAUUACACAUAUACAUGGAGUGUGUCUGAGGAAGAUACACCAACGGACAGUGACCCCAGAUGUCUGACCAGGAUGUACCACAGUGCAGUGGACACUCCUCGAGACAUUGCUUCUGGUCUUGUGGGUCCUCUUCUCAUCUGUAAGAGCCAGUCCCUCAACAAAAAGAAUGUCCAGCUGAAAGCAGACAAAGAACAGCAUGCCAUGUUUACUGUUUUUGAUGAGAACAAGAGCUGGUACCAUGAUGAGAACAUUAACACAUACUGCAGUGACCCCAGAAGAGUUAAAAGAGAUGAUCCAGAGUUUUACAAAUCCAACGUUAUGCACACAAUCAAUGGUUAUGUAUAUGAAAGUGGCCAAGAAUUGGGAUUUUGUAAUGGUGAAAUCGUGACCUGGCAUGUAUCAAGUGUUGGUGAACAAGAUUACAUCCAGACUGCCACUUUUUAUGGCCAUACAUUUGAGCUAAAAAACAGAGAAGAGGAUAUGCUCAGUCUAUUUCCCAUGACUGGUGAAACUAUCACUAUGAACAUGCUUAAUAUAGGUAUUUGGCUUUUAGCAUCACUGAACUCUCAUGAUUCCACUAAAGGGAUGAGAGUGAAAUUCAAGGACCUUGAAUGCUUCAGAGAUUACGUAAUGGAGUAUGAUUAUGAAUCAGAAAAAUUCACUGUAUGGAAACCUGCGUCCAUCAGUGAUAUUAAGAAAGAGGAACCAAAACAAACAAACCCUACCAUGGUUGACGAGGACACCGAUAACUAUGCAGAACAAUUUGGCUUGAGGACGUUCAAAAACGUUAGCGAUGACUUUGAGCAUAUUGACCUUUCGAUACUAGAUUUUGACGAUGGUUUUUUGCCGACUAUUGAGGCAAAAGCCCCGGCCCCAAGUGAUGAGUUGGACAAAUCACACAAUGCUAUAUUUGGAUCUUUAAAUCAGAUUCAUGGUUUAUCAGCUAAGGAGGCUGGUUUGGAGAAGAGAAAAUCUUCAAAUAAAGUCUUGAAUGAAAGCACAGAAGAGCCAUUGCUAGACAUGACAAGCAUUUUUGAUUCCAAACCAGAGGUCGUGUCAAACAAUGACACGGACAGUAUUAGUUCACAUUUUCCAGUUGUAGAAAGAAAGGUCGGCAGUGCAUCGACAAAGUCAGUGAAUGAAAUGGAAAGUGUCUCCACAAAUGUUACUCUGGAUAUUGAAAUAAAUACCAACACAGUAGAAAACGACAGUUCAUCAUUGGAGACAGACAGUGUCUCUGCUUAUACUACUCAUGAAGAAAAUGUCAGUUCAUCAUUGGAGACAGCCAGUGUCUCUGUGAAUACUACUCAAGAAGAAAAUGUCAGUUCAUCAUUGGAGACAGACAGUGUCUCUGUGAAUACUACUCAUGAAGAAAAUGUCAGUUCAUCAUUAGAGGCAGACAGUGUCUCUGUGAAUACUACUCAUUCUCCAGUAAUUGAAACCAACAUCACCCAUACAAUGAAUGAAACACACAUUUUCCCCACUAAUACCAGUAUCACUUCAUCUGAUGCUCCAGUUGGUGACAGAAACAUUACCAUGGAAGGUGACAGUCCAUCUCUAAAUUCUUCUGAAUCAAACAUAAUGCUUUCAAACCAAACCUUAGUCAACAAAACAGUAAUUCAAGAAGAGGCAAACACUAAAAAUAACACUGACUUAGCGGAUGGUGACCGUGAUAGUUCGGGUCACGUCUUCAUAUACCAUGUGCCUAUUCCUGAUUCUCUCUCCAACAGCUCAGAGACACAAACUGAGGAGGAUUUUGUGCUUCUGAAUGGUGGUCUUCCCUCUGAAGUUUUAACAGAUUAUAAGACUGUAGAAGAAUAUAAUGUCUCACCAAUGGACAUGUCUGAGGAGAUUGGUGAAUUAACUGAAAACACAACAAGGAUUCAAGAACUCAACAGCACAAAGGUGAAUUACACCGGUGAGAUGUUUUCACAGAUAAAUUCUGAAACUGAGAGCAUUUUUAAUCUCAGUUUGUCUUCACCUUUGAGAAACGGCACUUUGCAAAGCAACGAGUCUGAAUCUUCAAAUGCAACUUUGUCUGAUUUCAGUCUCGACCUUGAAUCUGAAAUAACAGAGAACAGAACAUCACCCACUAAUGUUACUACAAAAUCUCACAGUGAAAUUUUGAGAAAUGCAUCAGAGCUCUUUUCUUCAGACAGUACAGAGAAUAUGUCCUUCUCUCUUGGCCCUUUCAAUGUUUCAUCCACGAAAAACGGUUUAGAAAGUGAAAGCGAAGAGGAAGUAGUCAUCUAUCUGAAGAACAAUCACAGCGAGGCCAUACUCACAUCUCAUCUCGAUCCAAAAGAAGAGCACUGGGGUUAUGAUGGCAACCAUGAACUGGUUCAUAUGGAAAUCCCAGAUCACAUGAACAAAUACAUCUCAGACAAGUCUGCAGCAAAUUCAAAUAAACCAAAGACUGAAAAGAAAAAAAAAGUAGUUCACCAGAGGGUAAAGCCGAGAAAGGGAUAUGGCAUGAAGACGAAGAAAAGGAAAGAGUAUAAGCCACAGCCACGUUCUGAUGUUUCUCCAAAGGGUUUUUCUCCAAGAGGUUUUGGACCUUCUGGGUUGACCCCAAGGGGAAGCAGACCUAUCUCUAGCGAGGACGAACUAAUGGGGAAAUCCAUUGUCAUAGGAGUGCCAAGACGCGAUUUCAAUGAUUAUGAGUUAUAUGUUCCCAAAAAUGAGCAGAGUGAAGAUCUUGAUGGUAUGGUUGCUCACACAGAAGAAUAUGAAUAUGUAGAGUACAAAGACCCUUAUAGCAGAACAGCAGAUGUUCAAAGCCCAGCGCUUGAUGUAACAUCCCAGCAUUUCUUAAAAAUGGCUGGAGACAAGAAUACUAGAACUUUUUUCAUCUCAGUUGAAGAGGAAGAAUGGGAUUAUGCUGGCUAUGGGCAGAGGAGGGUUGAUAAAUCAUCUCAAAACGAGAGGACCACGUCAUUCAAAAAAGCGGUGUUCAGAAAGUACCUGGACAGCACCUUUAGUAUCCGAGACAUCCGAGGGGAAAUGGAUGAACACCUGGGAAUUCUGGGUCCGGUCAUUAAAGCUGAAGUUGAUCAGACUGUUAUGGUAUUUUUCAGGAAUCUUGCCAGCCGUCCAUACUCUUUGCAUGCAAAUGGAGUAAAGUAUUUAAAACAAAUGGAAGGCCUGAGUUACGAUGAUCAGUCACCGUACUGGUACAAACAGGACGAUGCCGUACAACCCAACAGCACCUUCAUCUACAUGUGGACUAUAAAUUCCAAAUCUGGGCCUCAAAAUAACGAAUCUGACUGUCGAACGUGGACUUACUACUCCGCAGUGAAUCCGGAGAGAGAUAUAAACUCUGGGCUGAUUGGACCGCUUCUGGUGUGCAGGAAGGGUACACUGGAUCAAAAGCCUCUGGGCAGAAGAGAGUUUGUCCUGCUCUUUAUGACGUUUGAUGAGAGUAAGAGCUGGUACUACGAGGAGAAUCGGGAGAGGAUUGAAAGGAAAAACAAAAGAGCAGUCAUGGAUCCAAAUUUUAAAAAUAAUUUAAAGUUUGACGCUAUCAAUGGUAUUAUCUACAGUCUCAAAGGAUUGCGAAUGUACACAAACCAGCUAGCGAAGUGGCAUCUGAUCAACAUGGGCUCUCCUAAAGACCUCCACAGUGUCCAUUUCCAUGGUCAAACAUUCAUAAAUAAGGAGUUAAAGGACCACCGUCAGGGUGUUUACCCACUUUUACCAGGUGGAUUUGCCACACUGGAAAUGUUGCCUUCAAAGCCUGGUCUCUGGCAGCUGGAGUCUGAAGUUGGACUCUCACAGCAGAGGGGAAUGCAGACGUUAUUCCUUGUGUUAGAUAACGUCUGUGAUCAUCCUCUUGGUGUCAUCUCUGGAACUGUGAAAGAUGAACACAUGUCAGCAUCUGACUCUAGAGGACAAUGGUAUCCUCAUUUGGCCAGACUACAUAAUACAGGGAAAUACAAUGCAUGGAGUACAACAAAGAGAGGACAGCACAUUCAGGUGGACUUCCAGAGGCCGGUAGUGAUUAGUAAAGUUGCCACACAGGGAGCCAAGCAAUUCUUAUCACAUAAUUUUGUGCUGAACUACACCAUUUCCUACAGCACUGACAAAAAGAAGUGGACUUUCUACAAGGGAGACAGCGAUACCGUCAGAAAGACUUUUGAAGGAAACAGCGAAGCUUAUGACACGAAGGAGAAUAUAUUUUUCCCACCUCUGAUUGGUCGAUAUGUGAGGCUGUAUCCUUUACAUUCUUACAACUACCCAACUGUCCGUUUGGAGUACUAUGGUUGUGAACUUGAUGGUUGCUCUGUGCCAUUGGGAAUGGAAAGUGGCCUCAUUAAAGAUGCUCAAAUCACUGCCAGUUCUGUGGCCUCCAAUUGGUACUCUGGCCAGUGGCAUCCUUGGUAUGCACGCUUAAAUAAAUUAGGGACCGUCAAUGCAUGGCAAGCCAAGAACAAUGACAUGCAGCCAUGGAUCCAGGUGGAACUCAAGGACAUAAAGAAGAUAACUGGAAUUAUAACACAGGGGGCCAAGUCAUUUGGCAAUGAGAUGUUUGUGACAGCAUAUACUCUGGAGUAUAGUGAAGACAGCAAGAGAUGGACAAAGUACACGGAAGAUGAGGACUAUGAACAAAAGACAUUUCGAGGCAACACAGAUAACAAUGGCCAAGUAAAGAACUACAUCUACCCGCCAAUAUUUUCCAAAUUCAUCCGGAUUAUCCCCAAACAAUGGCAGAAGUCCAUCACUAUGAGGAUUGAGCUGCUUGGUUGUGAUUUUGAAUAAACACUGUGCUUUAAAUCAUAUGACAAUAGUUUUUACUUUAU
Messenger RNA from Cyprinus carpio (common carp), 6283 nucleotides. RefSeq names its product coagulation factor V. Lineage: Eukaryota; Metazoa; Chordata; Actinopteri; Cypriniformes; Cyprinidae. Gene Ontology annotation, molecular function: copper ion binding; oxidoreductase activity. The record is from RefSeq and is a predicted model, not a curated record.